Oryzias latipes (Japanese medaka) is the source of this 1593-nucleotide messenger RNA. RefSeq names its product DnaJ heat shock protein family (Hsp40) member B4 (gene dnajb4). The record is from RefSeq and is a predicted model, not a curated record. Gene Ontology annotation, molecular function: protein-folding chaperone binding. Gene Ontology annotation, cellular component: cytosol. Lineage: Eukaryota; Metazoa; Chordata; Actinopteri; Beloniformes; Adrianichthyidae. Gene Ontology annotation, biological process: negative regulation of transcription by RNA polymerase II.
AUGUCGUGGUUCACGUGCAGCUUGACUUUGGCGCUGUGGAUGCAGGGAGGGCAGCCGUGUCUAUUUAAAGAGGGUCGUCCAGUCGCGGAUAAAUAACAGAGGGUCCAUGACGUUGACUCAAGCGCCCCCAAAUGCCCCUCAUCUCGCGCUCCGUCUCUGCCCUGCGCUGAUUUAACGUCGACACUUUGGCUGUGAAGAGCAUCGAUCAUCAUCGAGCCGGGCCAGAAGCAACUGCUCUGCGGGGCGAUUCCGAUUUUUAUUUGAUAUUUCUGUGUGAUUUUUGUUUGUUUCCUUUUUUAAAAGAUGGGUAAAGAUUAUUAUAAGACGCUGGGGAUCUCUAAAGGAGCCACGGACGAGGAUAUCAAGAAAGCUUACAGAAAACAAGCGCUGAAAUGGCAUCCGGACAAAAACAAGUCUGCAAACGCCGAUGAGAAAUUUAAGGAGGUCGCUGAAGCCUACGAAGUCCUGAGCGACCCUAAGAAAAGGGACAUUUAUGAUCAGUAUGGAGAGGAAGGUCUGAAGGGUGGAAGUGCUCCGGCUGGCGAUGGACAGGGCACCAACUUCACCUACACCUUCCAUGGAGACCCUCAUGCCACCUUUGCCACUUUUUUUGGUGGCUCCAACCCUUUCGAGAUGUUCUUUGGGCGCAAAGCCAACGGACGAGACGACGAGGACAUGGAUGUGGAUGGGAACGACCCCUUUGGCUCCUUCACCAGCUUCAACAUGAACGGCUUCCCUCGGGACGGCCACGUGGGCCUUGGCGGGCAGCAGCGUCGGAAGCAAGACCCCCCCAUCGUGCAUGAACUGAGGGUCACCCUGGAAGAAGUCUUCCACGGCUGCACCAAGAGAAUGAAAAUCUCCCGCAAAAGGCUGAACCCAGACGGCAGGACCAUGCGAACGGAGGAUAAGAUCCUCACCAUUGAGAUCAAGAGAGGCUGGAAGGAGGGGACAAAGAUCACAUUCCCACGGGAAGGCGACGAGUCGCCCAACACCAUUCCCGCUGACAUCGUCUUCGUCAUCAAGGACAAACCUCACCCGCACUUCAGGCGAGAGGGCUCCAACAUCGUGUAUCCUGUUCGUGUGAGCUUAAGACAGUCCUUGUGUGGAUGCUCGGUCACCGUGUCAACAAUAGACGGGAAGACAUGCAACAUGAAAAUCACGGAUGUAAUCAAGCCUGGCCUGAGAAAAACGGUGACGGGACAGGGUCUACCUUUGCCCAAAAACCCGGAGCAGAGGGGCGACCUGGUGGUGGAGUUUGACGUGAACUUUCCGGAUGCGUUGCCUGGCAACGCCAAGGACGUCCUGAAGCGGCACUUGCCUGCUUAGUGCGAGGCAGCAGCAUGACGGCGCUCAGACCCUGAGAGGAGACACAGCCGCUGGAGACCAGCUGUGACGGUACGCAGACGGACGCCCAACCGACGAAUGUGCAAUUUCUAUUUUUGAGCUUUUCUAACUGUCACGCAUGCUGCCAAACUGAUACAAGUGCAAUGAAAGACUGUCUGGACUGUUAUGUACUGGGUUGGAUGGAAGCUGGCUUUUGCCACAGUCACAGCAGAUGACGUUUGGUUGCAAAAAUAUAUUUGCCAAAAAAAA